AUGGCUGAACCAGAUUCAGUUCUGGAAAUUAAAACCAUGUCCGGUCCGUGUACACUGAGAGAUGCGAUUUCUUCGACUACAGAAUCUAUAGAAGAACAAAUUCCAAUCACUACGACUGACGAUGCUCCUAUACGAGAUCAUCGAAUGUUACUGGAUUCACUAAUGUCAGCAACACCUACAGAUGGCACUAUUGAUUAUCAUAGGGUCAUGAGAACUGUUCGAUCAGAAUUAAUAGCGAGAGUUUCGGCUAUUGAUCAUCAUCGUCGUCUCCGUGAUACUGACGAUGACUCAUUCGAUGAUACAGACGAUGACGAAGCUAUCACGCUCAAAUCAGAUUGCUCAUUAACCGUUGCUUCCGGACUGAAUUAUGCGAUGAAACCGUGUCCAAUAUGCUUAGAAUCAGCUGUGUUACAAUCAACCUUAUGUUGCACAUUUCAAUGCUGUGGCAUAUGCUGGCGUGCUCAUAUAUCGGCAACAAUAAAUGAUGGUCGUAUACAAGUGCCUUGCAUCUCAAGUGACUGUAGCAAAUAUUUAACCAAAGAGUCAAUAGUGAAUUUUAUUCGUUAUGAUGCGCCAUUACAUGAGCGUUAUUUGAAACUCUAUAUAUAUGCUAAUCAAAAUCCACGUGCUAAAACAUGUCCACGCUGCUCACAUCUUUAUUCUCUUGAUGAAAUCGAUAGAAAUCUUUCGAAAAAGUCCAAUAAAAAGCCAUCAUUCAAAAAGGAGGCGAACAAAAAGAUCCCUAAACAAGUCCAAUGUUCGGAAUGUUCGUUAGUCUGGUGUUUUCGUUGUGCUGCGCCAUGGCAUGAAAAUAUGACAUGUAAACAAUUCGUUAAAGGUGAUAAACUCCUGCUGAAAUGGAUCAAGCAGAAGAGUGAAGAUCAAUGGAAUGCAAGAAAAUGUCCGAAAUGUUCUUCAUUCAUACAACGUGCUGGUGGUUGUCCUCAUAUGACAUGCUCGUCGUGCCAGUGCGAAUUUUGCUAUCUAUGUGGCCGACAAUACAUGAAAAUUCCAGUUAUUGGUAGUCAUGGCAAUAAAUUCAGUGUCUUCGGAUGUCCAUACAAUCUUCAUCCGGAAAAGCCCUGGCUUCGACGAACAAUACGUGGUUCAAUAGCGACCGGUGUUGUGGUCGCUUCGCCCAUAGUACUUGUUGGUGCUAUAACGGCAGCUGUCACUGUUUUACCAACCUUUGGCAUUUAUAAAGACAUUGUAGAACCAGAUCUACACAUCGACCAUGACGUUCACCUACAUGAUGGAGAUAUGUCCGCGUACACAGAACAAAUAGCGAUUACACUGGCCAAUUAUAGGGAAUACCGAAGCUUACUUCGAGAAAUGAACGAAUCAGUGCUUCCAACAGAAACGAACAGUGAUCCAUUUCCACUAUCAAUCUUUGCCGAAAUGGACGUUGAAAAUUUAUUCUUGGAACGUGAAGAAUUAUUAUCAUCGGAUAAUGUCACUGUUUCCACGACAUCUACGUAUAACGAUCGAGAACUCACUCGAUCCAAUUCAGUUAUUUCAAUGAUAAAAUGUAAUUCAGGUACAGAUCCUGAAUUUUAA
Messenger RNA from Adineta ricciae, 1557 nucleotides. The record is from the annotation of a GenBank genome assembly. NCBI's taxonomy places the organism in Eukaryota, Metazoa, Rotifera, Eurotatoria, Adinetida, Adinetidae.